Aphanomyces astaci is the source of this 852-nucleotide messenger RNA. RefSeq lists its product as hypothetical. Lineage: Eukaryota; Oomycota; Saprolegniomycetes; Saprolegniales; Verrucalvaceae. The transcript has a single exon. The coding region runs from base 173 to 586 and encodes 137 amino acids. The record is from RefSeq and is a predicted model, not a curated record.
GUCGGUGCAAUAAUUUGACAUUCAAAUUAAAUUGCAAAUAACACGUUAAAAAAGCUAAGGGGAAGGGUCGACCACCUUGCCUUCAGUUUGGAUGCCGCGCUUUUGAUGAAACACGAGGGCGACAAAUGUGAGUGCGUACAACGCCGCUGCCGCCACUUCAAACGCGAAGCUGAUGCCGAACGAGACAUUUGUCAAGUCUGUCGCUUGUCCAGUCCAGCAGCCAAAAGUUACGACACUGCUUGUGAACGACAGUAGUCCAAAAACCUUGGCAAGGCUUACAAAGCAGGACUUUGCCGAGCAGCAUGUGAUGCACAGCAGCAACGUGAGGCAGGUCAAUGCUCCAAACCCACUGCUCAGUGCAGCAAAGGAUAACGAUGCCUUGCCCAAGGACCCACACGACCUUGAGACGAACGCAUUGUACUCGAGUGGUUUGAGUGGCGUCAAUAAUGCUGUGGCACUACCAAGAUCUGGUAAAUCGCAAAGUGCAGCGUGGGAUGAAUUCAUCUCUAUAGCCGCGUUGUUCAAGGUCGUCGCGACGGCCGUUCCGUUGAUGCGUAGCGCGUUCGUGAUGUCUCGCGAUGAAUAAAAGCUGAAACAUUGAUCCAGUGUGAUGUGGUUGUAAUCUUGAGUGAGGUCGGCAUUGAUGCAAUAACCCCAUACUCCCACGGAGAACUGGACAUUGUGUAGCAUUGCAGGGGUGUCGGUGGGUUCGCCUUGGAUGGACGACGAGCUGGCCCACAUGGGAAGCGCCAACGCGAUCGACGACAGCGCCAACGCAGUCACAGCUAGCGCAAUGCUAACGAUGCCAGUGGCGGUGCAGGGCAUGGUUUCUGUACAAGUACGUCGGUGAAA